Messenger RNA from Cylas formicarius (sweet potato weevil), 457 nucleotides. RefSeq lists its product as uncharacterized. The record is from RefSeq and is a predicted model, not a curated record. The coding region runs from base 87 to 440 and encodes 117 amino acids. Gene Ontology annotation, cellular component: extracellular region. Gene Ontology annotation, molecular function: polygalacturonase activity. The transcript has 2 exons. Lineage: Eukaryota; Metazoa; Arthropoda; Insecta; Coleoptera; Brentidae. Gene Ontology annotation, biological process: pectin catabolic process.
UCGACAUAGCAGCUGGACUGUCAUCCGAUUACAAUCAAAAUAUCGUUCAGGACGUUACUUUCUCCAAUUCCAUUUUAGACAGAGGAAUGUACGGAUUACACAUUUUAGCAGUCAAUGAUGGAGGCCAAGGCAAAAUAGAUGACAUUAAAUACAACAAUAUUAAAAUAAACGGGCCGUCCGAUUACGGUGUGAUGAUCCAACAAGAUUUCUCCAACGCAAAGCAGGGAUCUACUGGAAAUCCCACAGGAAAUGUGCCGAUCAGCAAUGUCGAUAUUAAAGGCGUCACCGGAACAAUGAACGGACAAUACUCGUCGGCUGUAACCAUCAGGUGUGCGGCGUGUUCGAACAUUGUUUUUGAAUCAGGUUUUUCGAUUACCGGUGCCAAAGCCAAGGACGAAUGCAAGAACUUCCAACCUACUGGUUAUACGUGUAAAACAUAAUAUUGAGCAAUAUUGAA